AAGUGCAUGUGUUGUGUCCUGCGCGGUGGCUGAAAAGAGAGGCUGUCGCAAAGACAAGGGAAAAAACCUCAAAAAAACAGCCCAAAAAACGACCAAGAUAUCACUUCCCAUUCCAAUAAUCUUCAUUUUAGUUAUUCACAGUCACAGACCAUUCCAAUUCGCGUUGUAAGGGCGCUGGAGUCGUUCAAGAAUCACAGUAGAAUGAAAGCUCCAAGUCGAAAGUGAGCCAAAGAUUUCUCGUUUUUCCUCGCUUCACUCAAGAAAUACUUGGGUUAGAACCGGCGUUAUAGAGCCUUUACGCUUUAAUUUGUUCGUAUAAUGAGUUCAGGAGAAGAAGACAACGUGGAGGGCAUCGAAAAUGCUCAAAUCGAUGAAUCUGACCCAGUAUUUCGUUCGGUAGCUGAAGCCGAUGUUAGUUUAGAUGAGAUGAUGAGUCUUGCUUGUCGACAGGGCAAACUCGACAUCGUAGAAUUACUAUUAGAGAGUGGUGCUCAUGUUGAUUAUCGAAAUAAAGCCGGCAAUACCCCGCUAUUAGAAGCCUGUAGUCAAGGACAUGUCGAUGUGGCUCGAUAUUUACUGGAUCACCAAGCUAACAUUGAUUCGCCUACAGAAACGACUUCAGACAGUGCUCUCACGUGGGCUUGUACUCUGGGAAACGAAGCCAUAGUCUCUCUACUUCUUGAUAGGAAGGCUAAUGUGGAACAUCGGACCAAGGAUGGGUGUACAGCCUUGAUGUUUGCUGCUCUGGCUGGCCAUGUUAAAGUGGCAGCCAUGUUGUUGGAUCAUAGUGCUGAAAUAAAUGUUGAAUCUGAUAGCAACAAGGACAGUCCACUGACCUUUGCUUGUUGGAAAGGGCACUGUGAUGUUGUGGAACUCUUAUUGUUGAGGAGUGCUAAUAUUGAACAUCGAACGAAAGAGGGCUUUACCCCCCUGAUGUUUGCCGCGCUUGGAGGGCAUACCGAUGUUGCUGCAAAGCUACUGGAAAAAAAGGCCAAGGUCAAUGUACCCAGUGGUAGUAACAACGAUAUACCCCUCACCAGCGCCUGUUGGAAGGGGCAUCACGAUGUGGUCAAACUUCUACUGGAGUACCACUCUAAUAUCGAACAUCGCACCAAGGAUGGAUGUACCCCAUUGAUGUUGGCAGCAAGAGAGGGGCACUAUAGUGUGGCUAAGCUUAUCCUAGACAGCCGAGCAGAGGUAAACAAGCCGUCGGGCAGUGAAAACAACAUCCCCUUGACACUAGCAUGCUGGAAGGGACAUACCAAGGUGGUAGAACUGUUACUGGACCAUAAAUCUAAUAUAGAACACCGCAAUAAAGCUGGAUGCACCCCUCUAAUGUUAGCAGCCAGGGAGGGUCAUGUAGAAACAACACAGCUUCUUCUUGCACGUGGAGCAGAAAUCAACAAGCCAUCAGGGAGCAAUGAUGACACACCCCUGACACUAGCCUGCUGGAAAGGCCAUGUUGGCGUUGUGGAAUUGCUUCUAAAACACAGCUCAAAGGUCGACCACCAGACAAAGACUGGUUGUACUCCCCUCAUGGAGGCCACAAGGGAAGGGCAUGUUGCUGUUGCUAAGCUUCUUCUUGAGCACUCUGCCAACGUAGAACUACCAGACAACUAUGGUCAAAGCCCACUUUUCAUGGCAUGUUGGAAAGGUCAUAGAGAUGUAGCAGAACUGUUACUUGAAAACACUGCAAAUAGAGACUGUAGGACCAAGACAGGCAUAACACCUCUCUUCCAGGCCUGUAGAGAGAACCAUGUGGAAGUUGUAAAACUGUUAUUGGAUUAUGGUGCAAGUGUCAACGCAACCUUUCCCAACAGCAGAGAAAAUCCUUUAACCUUGGCUUGUGAGAAAGGUCAUGCUGAACUGGUAUCGUUGUUACUAAGAAGGAGUGCCAAUAUAGAAUGUCACACCAAGAAAGGCUGUACACCAUUCCACUUGUCCUGCAAGGAAGGUCACCUGGCCAUCGCUAUUGCACUACACGUCAGAGGAGCGGACAUUGAGGCCCCAGAUUACCGUAACAACUCGCCUCUGGUAUCAGCAAUGAAGAAUGGUCACGUGGAAGCACUUGAAUGGCUUCUCAACGUAGUCGAUCACCUGCCAUCAGAAGAACAGUGUCAAAAAUGCCUUGUUGCACCAAUCGAUGACAAAGACAGAUAUGACGAACUGAUGCUGGGAAGAACAAAAUGCUAUGAUCUGAUUCUCAAGUGUAAAAAAGCAAAAGAGCAAAAAGUUCAGCGCAAUACGGAAUUGCUUCUCAAGGAGCUUGAAAAUGAAAAAGAAAGAGAAAAUAACCGCAAAAAGAAAGCAGCAGCGAAAAGAAGAGACAAACGACGCAGACGAAAAGCUGCUAAAGAAGGCGAACAAGCAAAAGAAACUAAAGAAGAAACGCCUCUUGAAAACAGACCUCAGGAAGUAGCAGAACCACCCGAAUCCGAAGGAGACUCGAGCGACAACGAAGACGAUGACUGCACCAAGCAAAACACACAAGAAAAAAAGAGCAAAGACAACGACGAUGCUGAAAUCAUUCCUCAAAAGAACAAGAAUAGAAAAGAAAGCAACCCGAAGCAAAAUAACGGACAAGAUUCGAGAGAAAUUGUUGAUUCAUCGAGGGGACGAGGGAAGUUGAAUAUAGAAGAUGAGGUAUCGAAGAAUGUCGUUGGGUCGAACGACAGACAACAUCAUCAGAAUCAAGACUCGCCGAACGAUUACGAAGAUAAAAAAUCCGCUGAAAAGGCCAAGAACACGAAAAAGAAAUCCGAGGAGGCGAGUACGGCGAAAGAAGAGAAAAAGAAAACGAAUGGUCAAAAUAACAAAACUAAAGAUGAAAAGGAUAGCGAGACGAAGAGAAAUCUAAAUCAUGGGAUUACGAUAAGUUCGAUUAACAUGGACUCGAAGCAGGAGAAACAAAAACGCGAUUCUUCUCACAAACAAAACACGAACGUAAAUACCACCAAGAACACGAGUAACUCACAUGUAUCAAGUCCAUCACCUAAUAAGAUUUCUGAGCUCGAUAAGAUUGAUUCUUCAAGUACAAUAAAUUCUAGUACUGGUCACCCUGUGUCACCGAGGGAGAGGAGUAGAGCCAAUGCGCCGCCAAAGUCUUCGCCCGAAGCAGAUCGAGUUUCUGAAGGAGAUAGAAGUUUGAAGAGAAGAUCUAAAGAUUCGAGUGAUGGAAGUGAGGGGGGAUCCCCUGGGGAGCAUGGCAAACACAAGACCGUAUCCAGGGGGUGUACGACUACUGGACAGUCAUCGACGGUUCCUAAGGUUACGCAGAAUGAUAAUGACAAAGAACAAAAGCCAUUACACUCGCCAAGGUCCAGACAGAUGCAGCAGUCGUUAAAGGAAGACAGUUGGAAAGAAGUUACGAGAUCGACUAAUUCAAAGAAGAGUCAGGCGCACAGAUAACAAUCGGUAAACCUGAACCCAAGGCACCUACAGACCGAGUCAUUACCAUCAAGGGAUCAACAAAAUCUGUCCAGCGUGCAAAGUUCCUCGUCACACAGGCGUUAAACACCCCGAGCACCAUCGCGCAGACCACAGCGGCUACACCCUCCUCUACGACAACCACAGCCAACGGUCCCUCAGAAUAUGGCAACACCUCAGGUGUAACAGGCGUCAGAGGGAACUUCGCAGCUAUUGCGUCGGCGUCCUCAGAAUGGCCAACCAUUGCCCAAGCCAACACCAUGACGACAACCACCGCUACUUCUAAACCGACUCUUAAGUCUAUGGGCAGUGAAGACAAGACAUCGAGUGAGACAGUUAACUCUGAAGCCGUCAGUCAAGAACCACGACAGACACACACUAGGUCGUUAUCAUCGGGAAGCUCGGACAGUGGGCUUAAUGUUAAGGGCGCUCAAGCUGUUACCAAGACAACGGCAGCGUGGGCAACUCAGUCUGCAUGGAAACCGAACCGCCCUCCCGUGACUCAGAGUGUGGGUAUAUCGACUAGUGCAGUAACUACGGGCGUUAGUAGUAGUACUUAUGCCAUGAGUAAUGGACCGACUGAUGGGGGUACUCAGGUGUCGAGUGGUUAUAGUCACGAGGCGUCUGUACACGGGAGGGCUGUUAAUAGGAAUAGUGGGGCGUACACGAAUAGCACAACGAGCAAUGUGAAGGCUGAGAUGGUGGGUUCUUGCUACAGCAAUACUCAUGGGAAGGUCACAGUUUCUACUGUAGCGGCAAGCACAAGUGCUGAAACAACCACAGCACAAAGGGACGUGGUAGGACCAGGACGGCCCUUAGAUUCCGUACCUAAUAGCGUCUGCUAUGGUACAGUUUGGUCCCACAAAAGACCUCACCAAGCGAAUUCUGAAUCAUUAGUAUCGGGGCCGUUUGGAGCUAUAGGAGAUAUUCCAUCUACUAACUCAGUAUUUCAAGGCAAUUACCACCUUAUCCCUGGUCUAGUGGUGAAGAAGCUGACCAGUUGGAUCGCGCACGCAGCAUCAGCUGGUCAGGACAGGGUGAUUUUGAAAAUAACGGGAUCAGCGCACUAAACCUUUCAAAAGACAAGUCCUUAUCCCAGAAUCAUCAAUCAGGACCAGACAGUUCUAUCGGGAUGGCAGCAGAUCUUCCAACAGAUCAAAGACCUUUAUCAAGCUCAUGGAAUAACUGGGGUCAAUCACAACCCAAGGCCCUCCCCACUGCGUUAUCAGUUGUGUGUGACGAUGACCCCCCUGAUAAACAAGCAUGGAAUAACUCAGACAGCACUAGUAGCAGUCAGAGCAGUAGUCGACAGGAACUCAACAGUAUCAUGGAUAAUGAUGGGCCAGCGAACAACAGUGGAGUGUGGAAUUCUUCCAGCUUCAAUGACAACAACCUCACCCCUACCCCCCACACUACACACAGCAGCUCUAGUUUGCCCCACCCUGACCAGAAUAAUCAAUGGAGUUCAAACCGAGGGGCGUUCAGCGCGCCUUCAUCGCCGUCACUUCCUCGCUCGCAAAGUCAACCCGACCCAAGCUCUAACUCAAUGGCGCGGCCAUCGGUGGACGACAGCGCUGUACGUUCCUGGAACACCAAACAUAAGAGCCCACGAUCUCAGAGCAGUAGUGACCAGCGUAGUGGAUGGGAACAGAAUGCGCAGACAGCAAGGCGGUCUAGUGUCGAGAUGUCGCAAUCCUUUACUAAUGAGACUGGUAUUUCUAAUAAUCCCUGGCAGUAUACUUUACAACGCCAAGACAUGUAUCAACAGCAUGGUUUUCCAGGAAGAGAACAGUGGAAUGAUUCAUCAGUCGAUAUAUCGAGUAUUUUAAAGAGACUGACACUGGAUAAAUACUUGCAUGUAUUCGAG
Messenger RNA from Actinia tenebrosa (Australian red waratah sea anemone), 5293 nucleotides. RefSeq lists its product as uncharacterized. Gene Ontology annotation, molecular function: RNA binding; protein binding. Lineage: Eukaryota; Metazoa; Cnidaria; Anthozoa; Actiniaria; Actiniidae. The record is from RefSeq and is a predicted model, not a curated record.